Molecule: messenger RNA, 1171 nt
Organism: Schistosoma haematobium
Lineage: Eukaryota; Metazoa; Platyhelminthes; Trematoda; Strigeidida; Schistosomatidae
Exons: 5
Coding region: 261-1112 (283 amino acids)
Source: RefSeq, a predicted model, not a curated record
GGGAAGGGCACACUUAUGUAUGCUCUUUGCGGUCAAGAACGACGCGAAGAUGUCGAAAAACUAUUGGGAUGUUUUAAAGAGAUAAUGUGCGGUACUUAUACUACACGCAUUUUCAUUAUUGAUUCGGCAGCGACUGAAAUUUCAGCUGUGCAGUCUACGCACAGUCAUUCUAACAUAAUACUUUGUUCAUUCCAUGUCUUGAGAGCGUUUUUCAGAAAUUCCGAAAUCCUGAUGUGCGCAAACGCUUGGAACACCUUGUGAUGACUAGACGGUCUGAUAUGAAGUACGAACAUCUAAGGACGCAUUUCACACGCGCGUAUGAUUACAUAAAAGAUUACUGGGUUGCCCGGAAGUCAAUGUGGGAUCGCUGUUACCGGCGACAUGUAUUAAGCCUGGGCAACCACACAAACAACCGUGUCGAAAGUGCUCAUAAACACCUAAAAGAAUGUCUCAGAAGAGGUGAUUCCCUGCUAUUGACUUUCUGGAAAAUCUGGAGUAAAACAGACAUCGACCUACGUUUGCGUCUAUAUGACGCUGUAAGGGAUCUUCAACGUUUCCCGAUUCUUCAGGUUCCAAUGUCAUUUCGAACUCUUCUAAACGAGUUCACAUCUUUUGCAGCUAAAAUUGUAGCUGUAAAUUAUAAACGUGUUCGGACAAUGAGACACGAAUGUAUAGAAGGAGAAUACAUCCGGUGCUACGACAAGGGUAUGAUGUAUGUUGUUGUUACUUCACGUGCACGAUGUGCUUGUGAGCGUCUCAAUGACUACAUGCUGCAAUGUGGUCACAUUUUGUAUGCACAUUCUAAAGAUCUGAUUCGUGGAGACUUAUUUCGACAUAGCAACCGGUGGACAAGAAAAUACAUAAUGGACCUGGUUCUUCGUGCACUGGACAACAUCUCAGUCUCUACAGGGAGUGAUGAUCUGCUAGAGAAGUACACUAGCAACUACCACUCAAUCCAUGCUCUUAGUGAACCUUUGGCAAGUAAACUCAUCCGUUCAUGCCUCGAAGCAUCGGAAGACAUAUGCGCACAAGUGAUGAGUUCAGUCGGUGCUAAUGAUGAAGCUACAACGUCAGAAUCAAUUGUUAAUACAGACCAUAGCUAUGCUUCUUGAUAACAAGAAGUUCUAAUAUUGUAGUCUUUUAGUUUUACAUAAAUUCAUUUAUAUGGCCA